AACACCAAUCACUCAUUUUUCAGUAUGGACCCUCAGGAUUCUCAGUCUUCUGACCCUGCUGCUCAUCCUCCAGUGAACAUGAAUAUUAGCCUUCUCUAUGCUGGACAACUUUAUGCCCAAACAAUUCCAACUGCUGCAACAGUUGGUGAAGUAAAGUUACUAUUACAUGAAAGGUUUGAUAUCCCAUUGGAGAGGGUGGAGCUGCACCUUAAUCGUCUUCCGCUAUCAGAUCCGCUACCAGAUGCAAUGAAUAUGCUAGAUGUAUAUCCUCAUCUGAAUGGAAAGAAUGAGCUCUGCUUGUAUAAGAAAAUUCGUGUUUGGAUUAAGACGAGCUCUGAUGAACAAUAUAGCUUAUUUGUGAAUGAGAAACAUAACGUGGGCCGCUUGAAGAUGAUGCUUAAUGCAAAAUAUGGGUUGGAUACCAUGAACAAGCAGCUCCAAUUUCCAGAAAAUCGUGUUCUUGACAAUGGUGCUCUUCUUUGGAUUUACGGAAUUCGUGAAGAGAAUCAGCUAUAUCUAAAAUGAGUUCCAUUGGGGGUUAACUACAAUGUUAUAAUUAAUAAUAUAAAUGCAUGCGCCAAAUGCUUAAUUAUUAUAGGAAAUUAUAUUUAUUAUAUCUAGAGUUAAAUAAAUAAAAUUGUAUCCGUGCUUAAUGAUUGUAAUAAGGACUUGUUUUUAAGUUUACAAGGCUGGGAAAUUUAGUAGAAUGUACCAAAGCAAUCCAAUGAAUCUUCCAUGAAUUUUACUUGGCAGCAUAUGA
Quercus lobata is the source of this 760-nucleotide messenger RNA. RefSeq lists its product as uncharacterized. The record is from RefSeq and is a predicted model, not a curated record. Gene Ontology annotation, molecular function: protein binding. Lineage: Eukaryota; Viridiplantae; Streptophyta; Magnoliopsida; Fagales; Fagaceae. The coding region runs from base 25 to 525 and encodes 166 amino acids. The transcript is spliced from 2 exons.